This is a messenger RNA of Perkinsus marinus ATCC 50983, 416 nucleotides long. RefSeq lists its product as hypothetical. Lineage: Eukaryota; Perkinsozoa; Perkinsida; Perkinsidae. Gene Ontology annotation, cellular component: nucleolus. The transcript has 5 exons. The annotation marks the transcript as partial. The record is from RefSeq and is a predicted model, not a curated record.
GAGGGAUACUCUAAACCAUCGUUCAAGCCUGUGACUGCUGAGGAAGAGGAGCGGGGUAUGCGAGAGGUUCGAAGGAUUGCGGUUCCUCCUCACCGAAUGACCCCGCUUCGUAAUAGCUGGUUGAAGCUGUUGGAGCCUCUAGUCCAGCAUAUGAAACUUCAGGUCAGGAUGAACACCAAACGACGUUGUGUCGAGAUGAGACGUAGUGGUCCUGGGGCUGAGGUUAACUCUCUUCAGAAGGGCGCUGAUUUCAUGAAAGCCUUUAUGCUCGGCUUUGACAUUCAAGACGCCAUCGCCUUGCUGCGAUUGGAUGAUCUUUUCCUUGAGUCAUUUGAAGUGAAGGACGUCAAGCGGCUCACUGGUGAUCAUCUAUCUCGAUGCAUUGGACGCAUUGCUGGUAAGGAUGGUAAGACCAA